AUUACUAUAAACGACAUAAAUUAUUAUCGACCGCUAGUCUGUUGAUUGUAAAUCGCCCGGAUACUAGUAGUAGACCUACGUUUGAUUCUCGUUUUUCUGAACACACCACCGUAGGGGAAGCUAGCAAGCAAGGAUAGUUAUCGAAGUGUCUAGUAGUAGAGCUACUAGAGGUUGAAAGUUGGUUUUUGAUUGGCAAUCUCUCUGCACCUGUGACUGCUUGCGACUGAAGAAUCUUGGUGUAGUGAACGUGAGUGCCUAAAUCUUGCGAUGGCAAGUGCACUGUUCAACUAUCGCUACUAUAGCGAUGAGUUCAUGGACGGGCUCAAAUCAUACAAGUAUAGCUCCGUCGAUACGUCACCCCUAGCUAAGUAUGUGAUGAAGCCUUGGUGGGGAACUUUCCUACAUUACUUUGUACCAAUGAAUGUAUCGGCCAACUCGAUGACGUUCUGGGGCUUCAUGAUCGGUCUCAGCCACUUAAUCCUCCUGACCUACUACGACCCAGCUGUCACCGUUAUCCAGCCGCUCAUGAUCAAUGUCUCUGUUCCAUCCUGGGUCUGGCUGUACGGUGCUGUAGCUCAUUUCCUUGCGCAUACACUGGACGGGUCAGAUGGUAUGCAAGCAAGACGGACUGGUACUAGCUCUCCCUUAGGGGAGCUAAUGGACCAUGGCCUGGACAGUUUGUCGGUAUCUGCCAUCGUGCUCAGCAUUCCGUCGAUGUUCGCCAACCACCCGCCGUCACAGUCACCUCCGUACGAGCUCUUCACUCUGUUCUUCGUCACCGUACUGGGAUUCUACAUGAGCCACUGGGAGAAAUAUUUGACUGGCGUGUUGUACUUACCAUGGACCUAUGAUGCCAGCAUGCUGUUGGCCCAGUGCUUAUUCUUUUUGCAGUUUCUCACUAAUGAUAGAGUGCUGGAUUUUGUCGAGAGUGUCACCGGACUCAAUACUCCAGAGACAUUCCUUCUCUCCGUUAUUGUCAGCGUCUUCAUCUUCUCCAUACCGUGUACGCUGAGAAAUAUUUACCUUGCUUCCAAGGAUAAAACCAACCCAGUGGUCAAGAAGCAGCUCCAUUGGUCCACUGCCUUCCAGCCCGGUGUUCCGUUCUUCAUGUCGUCAGCUAUCUUCAUUGGCUGGCACAUUGUUGGCAAGAAUAAUGUUGCUGUUUACCACACUCGCCUGUUCUUCUACUCGUGGGCCCUGAUCUUCUCUAACAUUACGACACGUUUGAUUGUGGCUCAGAUGUGCAGUCGCCGCUAUGCCCCACUGAACAUUCUCAUCCUGCUUCCAGCCAUAGCGUUUGGCGUGGAUGUGCUGGAACUGGCUGACACAGAAGUGACCAUGUGGUGCUUGUUCCUGUCUCUACUGGUGCUACACAUCCACUACUUUGCCUGUUUGAUCCGUCAAUUUUCUUCAUACCUAGGUGUUCCAUGCCUGGCCAUGGCCAAGCCAAAGGAAUGAGUCAGUGCAGCUGCGGUCUUGCCCAAGUUUCAGCCCUAGUGUGUGCUCCUCUCUGUCUCUGGCUUUCUGUCCGGCUCUGUCUUUCCCUGUCUCUGUACCUCUGGCUUUCUGUCUGUCUCUGUCUCUCUCCCCUCUCUGCCCCUGUCUCUCUGCCUCUGUCUGUCACCCUUCCCGUCUGUCUCUCUGCCUCUGUGUCUAUUUCCCCCCCCCCCCCUCUCUCUCAUGUGUACGCACUUGCUCGCUCACUCUGCUCCUGGUGUAGGUUCAGAUCAAAGUUCACUUCAAUACUAUCAACUCAUAGACUUUUCAGUACUAAGCAUGUUUCAUGUUUCAUGUUUCAUGUUGUGUAUUGAAAAGGCCAGAUCUUUUGUUGUGUAUGGAAAAGGCAGGAUCUUUUCAUGCAUCAAGCAGCUGGCAUGCUCUUAUCUUAUUAGCAGCAACACAUGUUGCCGUACGCGGGUGGCGAGUGUGCGUAUUUGACUUCCCUUUCAACAAUGGGUGGUAUGUAGUGGCACUGCUUGUAAGCCUUGCCGCGGCUCAGCCUUGCUCAGCCUGGGUAAUUGGCUGCCCCAUGGCAUCACUAGCUACUGGCUGUUCAGAGAGAUACGAGUUGAACUAUUGAUAUCUAGUAAUCAUUAAUAGGUUUGGCCACGAAGAAGCAAACUAGAGACAUCUCUCUAUUCUAUGCCUAUUUAUUUGUAGUCGUUUUUCAAUUGCACUCUUCUAUAAUAGGAUUGCACUCUUCUAUAAUAGGAUUGCACUCUUCUAUAAUAGGAUGUUGCCCAACUAGUUCAAUCCACAUUAGAUUUUGAUAUGGUACAAAAGACUGCAGACUAAUCAAGUGUACUGAGUUCAUAAACGCUCUUUCUUUUCCGUUGGUUAGUAGUGAUUUUGCAGUGAGUUCUUCAAUUUGUUUCGUUAAAUGAA
Messenger RNA from Sycon ciliatum, 2385 nucleotides. RefSeq names its product ethanolaminephosphotransferase 1-like. Gene Ontology annotation, molecular function: ethanolaminephosphotransferase activity. The transcript is spliced from 9 exons. Bases 268 to 1458 code for a protein of 396 amino acids. Gene Ontology annotation, biological process: phosphatidylethanolamine biosynthetic process. Gene Ontology annotation, cellular component: Golgi apparatus; endoplasmic reticulum membrane. NCBI's taxonomy places the organism in Eukaryota, Metazoa, Porifera, Calcarea, Leucosolenida, Sycettidae. The record is from RefSeq and is a predicted model, not a curated record.